Molecule: messenger RNA, 3943 nt
Organism: Pseudopodoces humilis (Tibetan ground-tit)
Lineage: Eukaryota; Metazoa; Chordata; Aves; Passeriformes; Paridae
Source: RefSeq, a predicted model, not a curated record
UAUUACUGCAAGAACUUUGCUGAAACAAAGAAGAUCCAUUGGACAAAUGGGAAAUUAUAAAUCUAGACCAACCCAGACUUGCACGGAUGAAUGGAAGAAGAAAGUCAGUGAAUCCUACGCCACGGUCACGGAGCGGCUGGAGGAUGACCUGCAAAUCAAGGAAAAGGAGCUGGCAGAGUUAAAGCAUGUUUUCAGCUCCGAUGAAGCCUUCGGCAAAGUCAACCUGAAUUACCGCACGGAGAACGGGCUCUCGCUGCUGCACCUGUGCUGCCUGUGUGGGGGCAACAAAUCACACAUCAGAACUCUCAUGCUGAAAGGGCUGCGCCCAUCCAGACUGACGAGAAAUGGAUUUACAGCUCUGCACUUGGCAGCUUAUAAGGACGACGUGGAGCUGCUGAUGGCGCUGCUGCACGGCGGGGCUGACAUCCAGCAGGUCGGGUACGGGGCGCUGACGGCCCUGCACGUCGCCACCAUUGCCGGCCACCACAAGGCUGUGGAUGUUCUCCUGCAGCACGGGGCCUACGUGAACGUGCAGGACGCCGUGUUCUUCACCCCGCUGCACAUCGCUGCCUACUGUGGCCACCAGCAGGUAACCCACCUCUUACUGAAGUUUGGAGCCGAUGUGAAUGCGAGUGGUGAGGUUGGGGACAGACCUCUCCAUCUGGCUGCUGCCAAAGGCUUUCUCAACAUCACAAAGCUUUUGAUGGAAGAGGGAAGCAAAGCUGAUGUGAAUGCUCAGGACAACGAAGACCAUGUGCCUCUGCACUUCUGCUCUCGAUUUGGGCACCAUGAUAUUGUGAAGUUCUUACUGCAGAGCAGCUUUGAAGUGCAGCCCCACGUGGUGAAUAUCUAUGGAGACACACCUCUGCACCUUGCCUGUUACAAUGGCAAGUUUGAAGUUGUCAAGGAAAUAAUUCAGCUCUCGGGAACAGAAAGUCUCACUAAAGAAAAUAUAUUCAGUGAAACAGCUUUCCACAGUGCUUGCACCUAUGGAAAGAACAUAGAACUUGUCAAGUUUCUUCUUGACCAGAAUGUUGUAGGCAUCAAUCAUCAGGGGAGAGAUGGGCACACAGGAUUGCACUGUGCUUGCUACCACGGCCACAUUCGCCUCGUGCAGUUCUUGCUGGAUAACGGAGCUGAUAUGAACCUUGUAGCUUGUGAUCCCAGCAGGUCCAGUGGAGAAAAGGAUGAGCAGACCUGUUUGAUGUGGGCUUAUGAGAAAGGCCAUGAUGCAAUUGUGACCCUCCUGAAGCAUUACAAGAGACCUCAGGAUGAAUCCCCCUGCAAUGAAUACUCCCAGCCUGGAGGAGAUGGUUCCUAUGUGUCAGUGCCAUCCCCUCUAGGGAAGAUUAAAAGCAUGACAAAAGAAAAGGCUGAUGUCCUCCUCCUCCGGGCUGGUUUGCCUUCCCACUUCCACCUCCAGCUCUCCGAGAUAGAGUUCCAUGAGAUCAUCGGCUCAGGGUCUUUUGGAAAAGUCUAUAAGGGACGAUGUAGAAAUAAAAUUGUUGCCAUCAAACGUUACCGAGCCAACACCUACUGCUCCAAGUCUGAUGUGGACAUGUUCUGCCGUGAGGUUUCCAUUCUCUGCCAGCUGAACCAUCCCUGUGUCAUCCAGUUUGUGGGAGCCUGCCUGGACGACCCCAGCCAGUUUGCCAUUGUCACCCAGUACAUCUCCGGGGGAUCGCUCUUCUCCCUGCUCCACGAGCAGAAGAGAAUUCUUGAUCUGCAGUCUAAAUUAAUCAUUGCUGUAGAUGUGGCCAAAGGCAUGGAGUACCUCCACAAUCUCACACAGCCCAUCAUACAUCGGGAUUUGAACAGUCACAAUAUUCUCCUGUAUGAGGAUGGUCAUGCAGUAGUUGCUGAUUUUGGAGAAUCUCGAUUUCUGCAAUCCCUGGAUGAAGACAACAUGACAAAACAACCUGGGAACCUGCGCUGGAUGGCCCCUGAGGUGUUCACACAGUGCACAAGGUACACCAUCAAAGCUGAUGUCUUCAGCUACGCUUUGUGCCUCUGGGAGCUGUUAACAGGGGAAAUUCCAUUUGCUCACCUGAAACCAGCGGCAGCGGCGGCUGACAUGGCAUAUCACCAUAUCCGCCCUCCCAUCGGCUACUCCAUCCCCAAGCCCAUCUCUGCCUUGCUGAUGAGAGGCUGGAAUGCCUGUCCUGAGGGGAGACCAGAGUUUUCAGAAGUUGUCACAAAGUUGGAGGAGUGUCUGUGCAAUAUUGAGUUAAUGUCUCCAGCCUCCAGCAACAGCAGCGGGUCCCUGUCUCCCUCCUCCUCCUCAGACUGCCUGGUGGCCCGUGGUGGCCCUGGCCGCAGCCACGUGGCCGCCCUGCGCACCCGCUUCGAGCUGGAGUACGCGGUGAACGCGCGGGCGAGCGCUGCCUGGAGCCAGGGCACUGGGCACCCCCCUUCUCAGGGCCUGUCUCUGGAUGACGUGAGAAGGAGCUUCCAGUACCCACCCGUGGACAAGAACGGGUACGUGUCGGACCCCCUGAGCACCAUGAGGUUCCACUCCUGCGGCGGCAGCGUGGAGGACAGCGGCUGAGGGACCCUGCCCCAGCCCGGCCAUCCACCUCACCCACAACCCUGAGUGUCCCCCUGACACCCCUGGACUCAACAGCUUUACUGCUGAUGACAAAUGUCCCUGUCCUGCAUUCUGCUUUUGCAUCUCCCUCGGCUGACCACCCCGUGCCCUGCAGCAGCAACUCUGACCAUUAAAAGAGGGAAUAGAGGCAGGGCAGCAGAAGUUGAACUCUUCCUCUAGCAAUUACAGAGUUAAUCAUGCUAUUAUUUUCUGGGGUCUUUUUUCAAAUGAACAAAAUUUACCUUUAAUAGUGUAAGUGUGGCCAAGGCAGAGCUGCCUUCCUGGCUGAGCAGAAUCAGUAUUUCCCAGUGCUGGCAGUGAUGUUACUGGGGAUGUUGUGUUUCUACAGCCAUGAUCCCUGAAGCAGAUCUGCAGUGAGGCCUCAAGCAGUGUGACAGACAUGAAGUAUGCAUGGUGAGCUCUGACAGUGCUUCUGACACGCCUGCCAUUACUUCAGUAGUGCUGAAGUAAUAAAAACGGGGAAGAUUUCACCGUAGAAAGCUUCGAGGUCAUUUUCCAUUUGUUAUUUCCCUUGCUGCAAAGUUGAAUGGGGAGAAGCUGUUAGAGCUCUGUUCCAGCUCUCCCACCACUGCCCCUGGUACCAGCCCGUGGUCACCACUGCUCCACUGGGCUCGUGUCUCGAGUGCAGUUCCAUUUACAGCAGCAGCUGCUGGGACAAUAGAACUGUCAGAAUCAAUACACAGGAAAGCCUGGGAUGGGGCUCACAAGGAGACCAGCUGGUCCCUGUCUGCAAUCUCCUGGCCCAAGAAGUCUCAAGAUUCCCAUGGAAGGGGCUGAGCAAGAGGAAUUAUAAAGCUCCAGCAAACCACAACAAAGCAACAUCCAGAUUUGUCUACAGCUGGAGGAAAUGUGUUGUGUUCUUUCUACAAGUACAAGCAAGGCUGGCAGUUUGCAUGCUGUGAGGGAAGGGGGGCAGAGCAGAAGGGAGAAGCUGCAUCUGGGAUGCUGAUGAAAAUUGCCUGCCUGACUCUAAUUGGCCAGAUGAUGAUCUGCUCCACGUGGCCGAGCCACAGAAGCACUAGCAGGGAACAGGCUGAUGAAAGAGGGUGGACAGAGAUUAGGUCUCCUUCCUUGAUCUUUGCCUUGGCCAGAAACACCAAUGGUACAGAAAGGAUCCAUUUUCAUAUCUGAAGAAUCAAUUCCAGCACUGAUUCUUUUUCAACAGGAAUGCAGAAUUUUCUGCAUUCUAUCUUCUUCCCUUGCUUAAAGUAACCAUACCGUGACUGCAUUUAGUGACUGGGCCUGAAAACCAGAAAAUAAACUGGAUUAGAGAAACAAAAGUGGAGCAAGGAAGCAGGCUUCAUGUGCAUUAAUACUUCUGUGUACUCACUGAUA